Molecule: messenger RNA, 1584 nt
Organism: Penicillium macrosclerotiorum
Lineage: Eukaryota; Fungi; Ascomycota; Eurotiomycetes; Eurotiales; Aspergillaceae
Product: 60S ribosomal export protein NMD3
Exons: 4
Coding region: 1-1584 (527 amino acids)
Biological process (GO): ribosomal large subunit export from nucleus
Cellular component (GO): cytoplasm; nucleus
Molecular function (GO): ribosomal large subunit binding
Source: RefSeq, a predicted model, not a curated record
AUGGAUUUGGAGGAGGGAGUCCCCAUGGCGCGGAUGCAAGACCGGCAGUCCGCCGUUGCGACUAUCCUGUGUUGUAACUGUGGUGCUGCCAUCGAUGGAACCACAGCGGCUGGCGCUUUGUGCUCGGACUGCCUGAGGCUUGAUGUUGACGUUUCCCAUGGUAUCCAGCGUGAAUCGACUCUUCAGUGCUGCAGGGACUGCGAGCGGUGGCUCCAACCCCCCAACAGCUGGGUGGUCGCAGCCCCCGAAUCGAAAGAACUACUGGCAGUCUGCCUGCGCCGUCUUCGCGGUUUGGCGAAAGUCCGCAUUAUUGACGCCAAUUUCAUCUGGACUGAGCCUCACUCUCGCCGCAUCAAGGUCAAGAUCACCAUCCAGGAAGAAGCCUUUGCCAGCCAGAACGGGACCGUCAUCCAGCAGUCAUUCGAAGUGGAAUAUGUGGUGUCAUCCCUACAAUGUUCUGACUGUAAGAAGUCUUAUACCCACAAUACAUGGAGGGCAUCAGUCCAGGUCCGACAGAAAGUACCCCAUAAACGCAGCUUCCUUUUUCUCGAACAACUGAUUCUAAGGAAUGGAGCCCAUAAGGAUACGGUUAACAUCAAGGAGGCAAAGGACGGCCUUGAUUUCUACUUUGCAGCUCGAAACCACGCCGAGAAGAUGGUCGAUUUCUUGACCUCCGUUGUCCCUUGCAAGACAAAAAAGUCUCAAGAGCUCAUAUCUAUGGAUAUUCACACCAGUGCAAAAUCUUACAAGUUCACAUUCUCAGUGGAGUUGAUCCCUAUCUGCAAGGAUGACCUUGUUGCACUGCCUAUCAAACUUGCGCGCCAACUGGGAAAUAUCGCGCCCCUGACUCUGUGCUACCGUGUUGGUAACUCUGUCAACCUGAUGGACCCGACCACCCUCCAGACUGCCGACGUCCCAACAGGCACUUACUGGAGGUCUCCAUUCAAAAAUCUUGCUGAUGUGACUGAGCUCAAGGAGUUUAUCGUUUUGGAUAUCGAGCCUACUGGCCAGUCAACCGGUAAGUAUCAACUCGCCGAGGCGACGGUUGCCCGCGCCUCGGACCUAGGCUCCAAUGAUACCACUUACUUCACCCGCACACACCUUGGUUCCAUCUUGCAUGUCGGUGACUCCGUACUCGGGUACCAUCUCAGUGGAACCGUAUUCAACGAUGAUAACUUCGAGGCCAUCGAGGCGAGUUCCAAGUACAGCUCCACUAUUCCGGACGUUAUUCUUGUGAAGAAGUUUUACGCCCGCAAGAAGAAACCUAAAAGCCGAGCUUGGCGCCUAAAGCGGAUGGCCCGCGAAUACGAGGAAGAAGCUCUUGCUGGCGCGGCUAUGCAGCAAAGCCGUCGUCAGGAACAGGAGUCCAGCCGUCUUGAGGAGGAUUUGGAAAUGUUUCUCCAAGAUAUUGAGGAAGAUCAAGAACUACGAAAUACUCUGGAUCUCUACAAGAUUCGAAAACAAAACCAGGACGCUCAGGGUUUGGAGGAUACCGAUGAUAAUCAAAGUGAAGAUGAAGUGCCGCAGAUCAAUAUGGACGAGCUGCUUGAUGAUUUUGAUGAGCUGCGCAUGGAUGAUGAAUGA